Hirsutella rhossiliensis is the source of this 1752-nucleotide messenger RNA. RefSeq names its product transcription factor Cys6. Gene Ontology annotation, molecular function: zinc ion binding; DNA-binding transcription factor activity, RNA polymerase II-specific. The record is from RefSeq and is a predicted model, not a curated record. Gene Ontology annotation, biological process: regulation of DNA-templated transcription. NCBI's taxonomy places the organism in Eukaryota, Fungi, Ascomycota, Sordariomycetes, Hypocreales, Ophiocordycipitaceae. The transcript is spliced from 5 exons. Bases 1 to 1752 code for a protein of 583 amino acids.
AUGGCCACCCCGUCUCCUCGCUCCGGCUUGCCCCAGGGCUUCUCCGUCUACCAGCCCGCCCUCGGCGCCCAGCUGCAGUUCUUCCCGGCCCUCGGCACUCAGCGGCUCGAUGACUUGAUCAACGCCCACGUCCCCGGCCCGGCCUCCAUCAAGGACAAGCGCGCCUCCGUCUCGCUCGACUUUCUCGGCUACGCCCGCACCACCGGCCAGACGUUCAAGUUCUAUCCCGCCGCUCCCUCGCUCGCCGAGUCGCCCCUGACUGGCAGCCCGCCGGCCCUCGACUCGGCCAGCUCCUCCUUCAACGUCUCCCCCGUCACCUCCAGCUGGGACUGGAGCGCCACGGCCUCGGUCUCGUCGCGCUCUUCCACCCACCGCCGCCCAUCUGCCAAGGUCGCCUCCUCAUCCACCACCAGCCCUCCCUCGCGCCAUCACACGACAGACUUCUCCAGCCUCCCCGGCAUGAAGAUCUUGACCAAGGACGGGCUCGACGUCACAAACUCGGCCUCCAGGGGCUCCAAGACCAAGGAGCAGCGCGACCAUGCUCACCUGAUGCGCAUCAUCAAGGCCUGCGACAGCUGCCGCCGUAAGAAGAUUCGCUGCGAUCCCAGCCACAAGAAGCGAGGCGGUCCCCCAGCUCACAUGCACGCGGCCGCCGCUACGGGCUCAAGACCGAGACGCAAAGCCAAGAGCCCGCCGCAGGAGCAGCUGACACCGCCUCAGUCACAGCCACCACCGCAACCAUCGCCAGUCGGUGCUGACUCCUCGGAGGCCAUGGGCGCGGAUGCCCUGGAAGCCUUCUUGACCUCGUCCCUCGAUCUUGACUUUUCCAUGUCCCAUCCUGAGACUUUGGAUCCGCUAGCCGCGGCUCUGCCCGACUGUCCAUGGGACGACUUCAUGCAGUUUCCUCCCAUGGACGCGGCGGCCGACUACGACUUUUAUCUGGACCCGAACAACUAUUUCACCAGCCAGUCCUCUAUUUCGUCAUCGUCGGCGUCGCCAUUCAAGAUACCCACCCCGCAAUCGCUCCAGGAGCCCGGGGCACCUCCCGGUCCAGAUACCACGACCGCCCAAGGAGCACAUGCGGCAUCGCCCCAGUACCCCUUCCUGGAUCCAUCUGGCUUUGCCGGCGACUACACCGACUUCAACCUAUUCUCGCCACAAUCCAGCUUCUCCGAGGAUGACCGCAUGCUCUCCGUCGGCUCGUCUUCCCAUGAGCCCGGAUCUUCCCAGCAUAGCCAACCUGGCUUUGAUGACUGGAACGUCGAGGCUGCACUGCCCAAGACCGCGGGCGACUCUGUCGGCGGCGUCGAUGAAUACGAUGGUUUGAGUCUUAUCGACUCGACUGACCGCCACGUACUCCCACCGGGAGCAUCGGCGGCGUCUGCUGCCUCGCUCGGCGGCCAAGUGAUCAUCUGUUGCGCGCCGGGCACCGUGGUACUCACCGCCGACGGCUACAACAGCCACGUACUGGAUCACGUACCAAUCAGUCUCAGUGCUUCCAGCUCAGCCGCGGCUGCUGCCGACUCAAGUUUGUAUAUGCCUCUCGAGGACACGCCGUCGGACAGGCCGGCGUCGCACCUGUCGCACUUCAUAGCGAACCCCGAACUACGGCAUCCGCUCAAGAUGGCGUGGCUACAACAGCCUCGAGCGCUCCGGGGCACGACCCUACAUCUGCGGUAUACGAAGACGCUCUUCGUGCGCACCUCGCGGCGAACGACGAUUGUGAUGCACGUGCGCCCCGAGACGGAGUAG